Kwoniella botswanensis is the source of this 462-nucleotide messenger RNA. RefSeq lists its product as uncharacterized. Bases 1 to 462 code for a protein of 153 amino acids. The record is from RefSeq and is a predicted model, not a curated record. NCBI's taxonomy places the organism in Eukaryota, Fungi, Basidiomycota, Tremellomycetes, Tremellales, Cryptococcaceae. The transcript is spliced from 2 exons.
AUGACCAAAUCAUCUGAUUCUAUUUCCAAUCCUGAUAUAGAUUCCGAUCUGAUCGAUAAUACAGAUUUGCCACCUCAUCUACCCGAAACACCAGAUGAUGAUAGUCAGAAGACCGUACAUCGGGUCUCCUCGAUCCAAAAUGUCAAUCGUUCAUCUAUCUUUAGGAAAGAUGAAGGCGAAGGUGUAGAUAGUCAGAGCGAAGAGUCCAAAAUCAAUGUCGGAGCAAGGGAUGUGAAAGGUUUGAUUAGCUUGCUGGGGACCAGUACGAAAUCCAGUACCACUAGAGAUAUCGUUCGAUCCGAUACUUUCCAGAGCAUUAUCAAUACCGUCAAAGACUCAUCCAUCAAGCUCCAUGAGAGGUCCUCCGAAGAGGUGAAGGGAAGUAUCGAAUUUGCCUCUAGAGCCGUUGGGACCGAUAAGAAGUUUGACGAAGCUAGUGAUGAUAAGCCGAAAGAUGAGUGA